AUGCCUGCGCCCACGUACAUCAUCUCGAGGGUGGCGGACCCCAUUUUCGCCGUCUUCAUUGGCGUCUCUGCCGCCGUCACCCGCAUCAAUCGCGAGCAGAAGAGCAAGGGAAAGACGGCGAAUGAGACCAUUGAAGCUGGGCUGCGGUAUGGCGGGCAGACUUUUCUUACACUAGGCUUGACGUGUUGGAAUUUCGCGCAAAACGGCUUGAUCAAGCUCAUGCUCCAUGAUAACGCCCACCUCGACGCCAAGUAUUCUAUAUUCGACCCGCCGAGUUCCCUUGAACGGGAACUGUGCGCUUCCCGACAUGCUGUCGACUCGUGGACGUAG
This is a messenger RNA of Hirsutella rhossiliensis, 330 nucleotides long. Its product is annotated as non-classical export protein 1 domain-containing protein. Gene Ontology annotation, biological process: protein secretion. The record is from RefSeq and is a predicted model, not a curated record. Lineage: Eukaryota; Fungi; Ascomycota; Sordariomycetes; Hypocreales; Ophiocordycipitaceae. The transcript has 2 exons. The coding region runs from base 1 to 330 and encodes 109 amino acids.